Messenger RNA from Prorocentrum cordatum, 453 nucleotides. The record is from the annotation of a GenBank genome assembly. Lineage: Eukaryota; Dinophyceae; Prorocentrales; Prorocentraceae.
CAGGCGUCCAGGUCGGAGUACACGGCCGGCACGAUAUGCCCCGCAGCCAGCAGAAGGCCGCCGGCAGCGCCCCCCCGCGCGGGCGCAGGCGCCGCGAGGCGGCGGGGGGGAAGAGCCGGAAGCGCUUCGAGCCCUGCAAUCUCGUCGCCCGACGGCCGUCAUGUUCUCGGUGGGGUCGAAGUGCAGGGGCGUGCGCUGGUCGCCGGCGCCCAGGUACAGCGCCGGAGAGCCUGGCACGGCGGGGCCGAAGAGUCCCGCGGUCUGCGCCGCGACCAGCUCGGCCAGGGGCUGGACGACCCGGCGAGCUCGGGGAGCGACGCCUCGAUCGGCACGUUGGCCGCGUAGCAGCCGAGGGGGCGCGCGGGCGGCGGCGCCUCGCCGGAGCCGCGGGCCGGCGCGCUGCCGCCCGCCUGGCUCACCGCGUCGAUGACGCGGUCGAAGCGCCAGCGCUCU